This is a messenger RNA of Crotalus tigris (Tiger rattlesnake), 2910 nucleotides long. It is a transcript of the gene FUZ, whose product is annotated as fuzzy planar cell polarity protein. Gene Ontology annotation, biological process: non-motile cilium assembly; vesicle-mediated transport. The transcript is spliced from 12 exons. The record is from RefSeq and is a predicted model, not a curated record. NCBI's taxonomy places the organism in Eukaryota, Metazoa, Chordata, Lepidosauria, Squamata, Viperidae. Bases 165 to 1427 code for a protein of 420 amino acids.
CUUACAUCCCGGCAUACCGUGGAUUACUCAAUAUGGCGGCAAUGAGUUCUGAGAGUAGGAAUGUGGUGGAUAUUAGGCAAAAAGAAUAGAAAGAGCGGAGUUUUACAUUCGGUAGAGUUGCUCCCACUGCCAGUCUAGUGUGGAAAAAGACUGUCAGUCUCAAGAUGUGGGAGGAGGCGGAGAAUUCCGUGACCUUGUUGUGCCUUACUGCCAGUAGUGGAGUGCCCUUAUACUGUAGGAGCAGAGGAGGGUCUACAAAGCAGCAGUUACCCUUUUCUGUAAUUGGCUCCCUGAAUGGGGUUCAUAUGUUUGGGUCCAAUUUAGAUGUCCAGCUGAUAGCAGCCCGUACAGAGAAUAUUCAGGUGAUGUGGAAAGUGUUUCACAAUAGCAUCAUCCUCAUUGCCUUGUCCUCAGAAGAAGAUGCUAGUGACUUCAGUCUUGGAAGGCUUCUUGAGAAUGUUUUCAAUGCCAUGGUACUAGUACUGGGCCUGGAGGAACUAACAAAUAUUCACAACAUUGAGCGUCUCAAAAAGGAUCUAAAGUCAUGUUAUAAACUGAUUGACAGUUUCCUGGAGCCAGGCAAAAGCUGUGCUGAUCUGACCCAGUGUGUGGAAUGCACUGUGAUGCCUUCCAGAGCAAUUCUGCAGGAAUGCUUAGAAGCCUUUGCCUGUGCAGCAGAAUCCCGAUUUGGUUGUCUGCUUGUGGGCGGUCAUAUCUUAUGUGCAACUGAACAGUGGUGUCAGCUUGCAGCCCCAGAGGCCAUGCUACUGGUGUGGCUUGUAAAUUCCCUUCCUCCACACACUUCCCGCGAUCUGCCUGUUUACCUUCCCCAAGGCAGUCCCACGAUUCCCCACCGUUUCCUAACUUUUCAGCUUGUGCCUGAUAUGGAAGUAGUAUUGCUCUGUGGGCCUAAUCCCUCCUUACAGUGUCUGACUGAUGAGCUAGUUAAUCAAUUUUGGCAACCGCUGCUGGAUCUCCUGAAGGCAAGUGCCAGAGGCCCUGCUAGAUGCCUACCACCUGGCAUUGUCCUUUCUCCUAGUGUUCUGGGGUUACUGCUAAUUAAUCAAGACCAAAGGAAAAGCCUCUUUACAGUGCAUCCUCAUGGGGCUUCAACUGAAGGAUCUGAAAUGUCCAUGAAGAAUCGGCUCCGUGCCCUCCGUUCUUUCUAUGUUUUAGUUACUUCCUUAUACUUUCCUUGUGAGAAACAAGAAGAAAACACAGUCCCUCUGCAGGAGGACUUUCAUGCUGGUUUCUCCCAUUGUCCUCAGCACUGUUAUAUGGUCUACACUACGCACAAAGCCUAUGUUAUCCAUGGGAGGCAGCACCAGCUCUUCUUAAUCUUGAAGACAGAUGUACCUACCUUUGCUUUACGAUCUUUAGCAACCUGCACGCUACAGGCUCUCACAGCUGAAGAUUCGGCAUUUUGAGUUGUCUUGUUGAACCCAAUGAAAUUCGGAGUGCAUAACAAGAGCAAGAACACUUAGAUUUAUAUAUCAUUUCACAGUCAUCUCUAAGCAGUUUUACAAAGUCAACAUAUUGCCUCUCAACAAUCUGGAUCCUCAUUUUACCAAACUCUAAUGGAUGGAAGUCUGAGUCAACCUUGGGCUGGUCAAAAUCGAACUACUGGCAGUUGGCAGAAUUAGCCUGCAGUACUGCAUUCUAAUCAAUGUGCAAAGUUGAUGUAUUCACUUACAAAUAGAAGACAUCUCUGUGUAUUAAUCGGUGGAGGAGAGGGAAGAGAGUUAUGUUAACUGAAAUUAAUACUACCCUUAUUUACAGCCAGCUGUUUGUACACUAUGCAUUUGCUUAUCAUUGUUUCAUUAGGACAUGCAUAGAGCCUUGAUCAUAUACAAGUUUUUUUCACUGUAUAAUAAAAGGUAUACUGAGUAGAGCCAUUUUGAUCUACAUACUUUAAAAUAGUCUAAUGGGUCUUGAGGGAGUUAAGCCAACCAAACCAGGCAGCCAGAUGCAGAGGAGAGACUUUAAUUUGCAUCUUGGACACUGAAGAGUAUAGGGGUGGGAGGGGGGAGAGAGUCAUCACAGUAACUAGUAUUUUUUUUCUCUCCAAAGACUUUGGUCAUGACACUGUUUGGCCUUAGGUAUUGGAAAUCUCAAAGGGCAAAAUAAUGAGAAAGUGGAAUUUUGCAAAGACUGUGCUUUCUAAGAGGACUAUAACUGAAAUGAUUGUUUUCCACUUUAAUUGUCACACUUUUUAAAACUAUCUAUGGUGGGAGUGGGGAAAGCACAGACUUUUCAAGAUGCCUUCCUCCAUUACUACAGGUAGUCCUCACAAUACUAAUUGGGAUUGGAAUGCAGUUGUAGGCAAUAAUGGUUGUAAAUAAAGUUGUUCCACUGAUUAAUUGUUCUAACAGUCAGGAAAUUUCUUCUUAGUUCUAGGUUGCUUCUCUCUUUGAUUAGUUUCCAUCCAUUGCUUCUUGUCCUGCCUACAGGUGCUUUGGAGAAUAGCUUGACUCUCUCUUCUGUGUGGCAGCCCCUGAGAUAUUGGAACAUUGUUAUGAUGUCACCCUUAUUUGUCUGUUUUUGCACAAAGGAAGACAGAAUUUCCAUACUUUCCACCGUAUGGAGAAAGGAAUCCUGAUGAGGCUCAAUUCUUAAGCUUAUAUGUAACUAGUUCCAUACAACUUAGGUGAACAUCUAUUGCAAAUGCUAGGGCCAGGUACACUGUGAAAAUAUAAUGUAUGGUAUGGGACUAUUUUCUAUCCAUUUCUACCCUGUCCACAUAUAAAGAGCAGUAUGCAACAAAUCAGUCAGCGGUGUGGGGGUGACCCAGCCUGGCUUGAUUCUGGCUCUCCCCCACUCUCACGGUUUUAUUAGAGUCACAUGGAGAUAGAUACAGGCAUUCAAAACCCAGAUAAACUAAGAUGCGCUAGUUAACACCUACACAGCAGA